GCUGUCUUGUCGCGUUGCUGGUUUGUUUGAAGGCAAGCAGUUUGCUUGAUACGACGGAUUUCGCCGUCAGCUAUUCGAACUAGUACUUGGAGAUUACCAAAGAAUUUCCUAGAAGAAAUGGCAAUUUCUUGGCUCGUUGUACUUGUUGUUUGUGCAACGUCGAUUGCCAUUCAAGACCGUCCUACAACAACCUCGGAAUUUUCGAAGAAGCCUCAGGUCGUGUGUGCAUUGAACGAAUGUUUGGUCGACGGUCGACAAUGUUUUCCGGCUCGCGUCUGCUCGCAAAUUGAGAGAUGCGUGAGUGAUGGUCUCCCUGCUGAUGUCUGUCAGAAGAGGUUUGCUCCAAUGAGCGGUGAUCCUGAAGCUGCGGUGCCGUCGUUCUCUCCCAGCGAUGCUGUAAAGCCAUCUGCUCGUUCUGAUAAUGUUCUUGGAGUGACAAACGUUAGAGAAGACGGAAAAGAGGAUUUGAAGUAUCUUGUUAAGAGUGCUGAUGGAUUUAGUGGGAAACUUGACAAGAAAAAUGACAAACAUGGCAAUGAAGGACAUGAACAUAAAGAACUGAAGGGCGAAGAACAUGGAAAUGAACGAUUCGAGUAUGACAAUGAAAAAGUCAGCAAUGAAGAUCACAAGAAAGAUGGACUUAUGGGCAAGCAACAUGAAAGCGACAAGGAAAUCCAAAAGAAUGGAAGACAGCAAGACACAAAACAUGGAGAUGAGAGACACGGGAACAUCAAUGGACAUAGCAAAGGAGACGGUGAGUCUGAAGAACAGACUAUUAAAAGUCAAGAAGAAGAAAAAAGACAAGGGGAAGAACACAAAGACAACAGUGACAAUGAAGAAGACGAGAAAAGACAUGAAUACAGAGGACAUGAGCAUAGCACACUUACAACAGAACGCAAAGAGCACAUUCAGGAGCAUCCAACUGUCAAGUACAAUUUUUCUGCAUUGGAAUCAGGCUCUAUCAUUCGAAGAAUCUUACGACCUAUCAGGAUAAUUGUCAUUCGAUUUCAUCAACAUUUUAUUAAGAAAAGGCGUGCUGCUGACAAGCAAGAGGAAGAGCAUUUACAUUCUACUGUUGACAAAAUCAAACGUUCUGUGGAGCAACACGAUGUGGAAAAUGAAAGAAAUGUUGAUAAGGAAGAGGAAAAACUGACACUAGGCGACAAGAGUGCUGAGCAAUAUCAACCUGACAUUCAGAAAGCAAUGAGUUCUGUUGAGGAACAGCACAAUGUAAUGGUCAAACGUGCUAAAGAUAUCCCAGCAGAAGACAGUGAGAAAGAUGAGGGAUCAUUCUCUACUGUGGAAGAUCUAGAGAGGGAUAACGACAUAAUUGACUCAGAAAUUGAUAAAGUUGAAAGUAAAUCAUUGGACAGUUCAGUGAUCAAGAACUUACUGUCUGAUGUUGAUCAGACCAAUGACUCUGCUGACAGCAAUGCUUUGGAAGCAACCAGUGAUGUGGAUGACUCUGCUGACAGCAAUGCUUUGGAAGCAACCAGUGAUGUGGAUGACUCUGCUGACAGCAAUGCUUUAGAAGCAACCAGUGAUGUGGAUGACGAGAAAGAUUCAUCUGAAGAUGAUGAUGAUGAUGAUGAAGAAGAGGAUGCAGUGAAGUCACGUAAGAAACGAAGAAGUCGAGGUAGGAAGGUUCGUAAGAAGGUCUAUAGGCGUCGUCGUCCUAAACAUAAAAAGGUACUAAAAAAGUCUCACAAGAAGGCUGCAGCAAAGAAAGCUGCAGCGAGGAAAGCUGCAGCAAGGAAAGCUGCAGCGAGGAAAGCUGCAGCGAGGAAAGCUGCAGCGAGGAAAGCUGCAGCGAGGAAAGCUGCAGCGAGGAAAGCUGCAGCGAGGAAGGCUGCAAUGAAGAAAGGUACCAGGAAGUUUGGAAAGAAGGCUGCAGUGAAGAAAGGUGCCAGGAAGUUUGGAAGGAAAUCUGUAGGGAAAAUUGGAAAGAAAACGUUUCUCAAUGGUGUGAAGCAGGUGAAAAAUAUAUUGGCAAAUAGGAGCCCAAUCACAAAGCAGCAUGCAAUGUCAUCUGUUAUGUGUCAAAACAAGAAGGCUCCAAAACCUAACCUGGCAAUAAAAUCAAAGAGAAAAGGGCCUAAGAAGAAUUGGAGAGUUAAACCCAAUUCUCAUGCAAAGUCUAAAGGAAAGAUUCACAAAUCUGCAGUUGUUGAUGCAUUCAAAUCAGCGAAAGAUAGAAUGAUCAAGAAGGCAAAGGAAUUCCAAGCUAAAGUCAAUCCUAAAGGAAAGUUUCAUAAUCUUCUCAAAUCUAUCAGAUCACGGAAAGACAAAAUGGAGAAGAUAAAGAAUGGUUGCAAGAGUGCAGGUUGCAAAGGUGCCACUGAAGGUACCCUCCGUAAAGUUCAAAACAUUCUUGGCAAAAUUUUUAAAAAGUUGGGUGUAGCAAGAGUACCUCGAUCUGUGGUGGAGAGAGUGGCAUCUAAGGUGGCAGCCAUUAACACCAAACAAUGAUUGGAUUGUUGGCAUCUUACAUGUGUACAGCUGCGUCUUCAUCGUUAUCUUCAAUCAAUUGACGACCCAAACUGACUGUUGCAUUAAAAAACUUUAAAAAAAUUACAAAAGUUUAAAAAAUUAUAAAAAAGCAAAACUUGAAACAUUAUUACUACGUGUAAUGGCCAUUACGGUAACAUCUGUACAUCUGUAUGAUACAGUAUAUGUAGAGUAUUCA
Corticium candelabrum is the source of this 2686-nucleotide messenger RNA. Its product is annotated as glutamic acid-rich protein-like. The transcript is spliced from 15 exons. The record is from RefSeq and is a predicted model, not a curated record. Bases 118 to 2469 code for a protein of 783 amino acids. NCBI's taxonomy places the organism in Eukaryota, Metazoa, Porifera, Homoscleromorpha, Homosclerophorida, Plakinidae.